Molecule: messenger RNA, 2326 nt
Organism: Megachile rotundata (alfalfa leafcutting bee)
Lineage: Eukaryota; Metazoa; Arthropoda; Insecta; Hymenoptera; Megachilidae
Gene: Ubc2
Product: ubiquitin conjugating enzyme 2
Source: RefSeq, a predicted model, not a curated record
CGGCGAUAGAGUCAACAUCCGGCGACGCAGAGAUGCGCACGUUUCGGCGCUCGCCGAGGGAAAAGGGACGCCGCGAUCGUGACUUCGGGACAUGAGAGCGACGAUGAAGCCCGCUAGCCUGCACAUCAGCACCUGAGGAGCACACUCGCUUCCAGCAGUUAUAGAAUUACUCGUUCCUUGAUUCUUAGUGUGGGUACACUAUCGCUACUAGUAAGAGUGUUUUUUUACUCGUGUACCUUGUUCCAAGAGGUUCUCAGGGUCCAUAACUAAGGACACGAGAGCCAUGUCAUCAGGCGCAGGUUCCAGUGGAACUGGCCGGGGGCGUGGUUCAUCACUGGCAGACAAUAAGCCAGAGAGCAAAGAAGCAAAGCCAAAUCCAAAGAUGUCAAAAGCUUUAGGAACAUCUGCCAAAAGGAUACAAAAAGAAUUGGCGGAAAUCACAUUAGACCCACCGCCAAACUGCAGUGCUGGACCUAAAGGUGAUAAUUUAUACGAAUGGGUAUCAACAAUACUUGGGCCUCCUGGUUCAGUUUAUGAGGGAGGAGUAUUCUUCUUGGAUAUACACUUUUCUCCAGAAUAUCCUUUUAAACCUCCAAAGGUCACAUUCCGAACGCGUAUCUAUCAUUGCAAUAUAAAUAGUCAAGGUGUAAUCUGUCUAGAUAUAUUAAAGGACAAUUGGUCUCCUGCGCUUACCAUUUCCAAGGUUUUAUUGUCCAUCUGUUCUCUCCUAACAGACUGUAAUCCAGCGGAUCCUUUAGUAGGAAGUAUAGCAACUCAGUAUCUACAGAACAGAGAGGAACAUGAUCGCAUAGCACGGCUUUGGACUAAGCGCUAUGCCACAUGAACGAUUUGUCAGAAUUUUUCCCGUUCUCUAAAAUCGAAGAACGGCCACUUAAGGGAGCCCGUUUAUCUAUAUUAAAGUUUUGAUUAUUCAAAUCGAUCGAAUUUUUUCGAUCGAUUCUUUCAAAUCGAAUCGUAUUUUUUUUAUUAUUCGAACGUUAAUUCCGGUAGGUUGAAAUGUCUAUGAGUUAUGUUUUACUUAAAAUUAUUUAUUAUAUUUUAUUAUCACCUAUGGAUUUAAUUCCCGUCUGUUUAAUUUAUGUUGCUUAAUAAACACGAUCAAUGAUUUGAUCCAUUUGAAUAAUCAUACUUUUGGCUCUUCGCACCUUCGACAAUUUAUCGUCUGUAUAUGUAUGUCGAUCGAAGGAUUGCUUUAAAUGAAAGACUCUUCGAGAUCGUCGAUUCGAUCAUUGUGAUGUGCUUUUAUAUCGAGUAUGUAAAUGUGCCUAAGAUGAAUGAAUGUGCGUGUACGUGCAACUAAUACUCCCUUUUUCACCUUAUGACUCUUGAGGUAAAAGUCAUAUCUUCCAGAUUGUAUUUUUCUGCAUGGUAAACAAAUAAUACGUUAUAGUACAUUUUAGCACAAAUUUCUAAUGAUAAAUCAUUUUUGCUAAGUGCAGAUACACUCUUCUGAAUAACUAAAUGAACUAAUAAAAUGAAAGAAUUUUAUUUUUUCGUUUCCUUAGAAGUGUACAUCCUUCGGUAUAUGCAUUUAGUUUGACUUCGGAUUAACUCGUCAAAAAUCGGAUAUACUUGACCAUCCAUUGAGAUCGGGACCAUUCCGUAAUGUAACGUGGGUGUAAAUGGUGGUUUUACGCUGUAUUUAAAAGCAUGCGAUUUAGACGGUAGAUAAUAUUGCCAGGAUUUACGGUUCGUCUCACAGAGGGUAUAUAUACGGUCACAACUGGUUAAUGGUUAACUGUUGAGCUUGGAAACCGUGUACAUUCGAUUUUUGUUGAACCAAUCCGAAGUUUGAGAUUCAAAGCCAUCUGUACGCUUCUGCUUUUUAGCUAUAAAAUGUAUUGUUGAAAAUAGUAAAAUUAAUAUUAAUUAAUUGCAUAGCUGUAACAGAAAAAUAUUUUAUUUUUAUAGUUAUGUUUGAAAUCAUAACCGCGAUAUUGUUUGACAGAAAUUAUUCGUCUGUUUCAUAAUUUAAAAAAACAUCACGUAAUUAUGAAUCUCAUUUAACCAGGUAAAAAACUAGGCUCACCUGAAAUAAUUAAAGAAAUGUGAAUAUUGAAACUAUUCCUCUUAAUAUUUUGUACAUUACCAUAUAGUCUUAUUUAGAGGUGGGCAAAUGCGCCUAUAGACGGUCCAUUUGUAUGAAUAAGUGCUGUAGAUUUUCGUUAUAUUGCUCUAGACGAGGUUGUAGGAAACGAUUCUUGAAAUUGGUAAUAUGAAAAGAGCUCCCAUUAUUUAAAAGUUUACAAAUUUGAGAACUUAUGGAUUUAUAAAUUCCUGAAUUUCUUAAUAUGAAAAUUUAGAA